AUGAAUAAGAGUUUUCACAAACCCCCGGAUAGCUCACUCAAACGAAGUAUGGAACAACGCACAGAGGUUCCGUCUUUGCACAUCUCAAGUACUGAUAAAUCGCAUGUCACGAUCAAGAUAGGAUAUACUGUAACGCACGGGUGGGAACACACUACAACGCUCACGAAGCAGCAACUAAGUAUUCUUGCUUUUUUGACAACUUCCUGUGGACGAGACAAUAAUUUGAAGAAAUGUAAUAAGAACAGGACGAAUCUCGGGCACGAUACGCUCAACGCUCCUCUCGACCCACAACUAUCCAGCUCUGAACGACAUGCACUAUUGGAUAAUCCAGUUACUGUUGUGCAUGAUGCUCAGAAUUUUCACGCAUGGUACAGUACAAUCGACGCAACACUUGCCCACGAGGCUGACGAAAGAUAUCGUUCCUAUGCUCACAAAUUGACCAAAUUAUGUUCAAGCUGUGACUGCCUUUUGACAAAAAUUUACGAUGGGUGUAGAAGCGUCUCUAUCGUAGUAGCUAUCCAUGAUGGUAUUGAGAAAAGAGGAGAGACGUUAAGAAAUGAUUGCCAGAGACUCAUGCGUGAAAUAGAAUAUCUGUGUCAGUUCGCCAAAGCAAUUAUGUCAAAGCUUGUAUUUUUUGAUGAGAUUGAUAAUGUUACUGGCUCACUUUCAGAAUCGAAUCUUCUUGUAGACACGUCUACGCUGGAUAAAAGCUCUUUAGUCGAUUUUAUCCAUCUGCUUGAACAUCUAGACUCCUGCAUAGAAUUUAUUGGGGAACAUCAACAAUAUGCUGGUGGAAAUAACUAUAGUCUGAAGUUACAGCAGCUUCGUAGCAGGGCUCUUGCUUCAAUACGGUUUCGCUUUAUUGCACUUUUAAAUGAAAUAAAUAUUUCUAUAUCAAAAAGCUGCAUGAAAGUGCAACAGGGGCAAGGUGUGCAGAAUUCCGAAGUUCUCCAUAAAAAAGUUAUCAAAGAAAUUGAAACUUGGUUCGAAACUUCAGAAGAACAUGUAGUAACCUCUAUAUUUUAUGUGAAAUAUGCCACUUUUUCACAAGAUUUGAAGUUUUUGAUCGGUGAGAUUGAAAAACGAACCCAGAAAGCAGAAUAUAAAUUACUGAUGAAAGACUGUCAUAAUUUAUACUGCGAAGAGCGUUCAAGGCUGUUAUCUGGCGCGGUUCGACUAAAAAUGCAUGAAAUUGUUGUGAAAGCUGCUCAAGAUGUGCAAAGCCUUACUCGUACAGGAAUUACAUAUCUAAUGGAUCUUGCUAUGGCGGAAAUCAGACUUUUCAAACAGUUAUUUGCGAUGAAUCAACGUAGUGAUGCUUUGGUUCCUCUCAUGAACUCUUUUGGCGGCCUUAUUUACGAUGUAUUGAGGCCGAUAUACAUCCAUAUAGGAAAUGUACAUGAGCUUGCAAAACUAGCUGAAAUCAUCAAGGGCGAAAUUCUAGAAGGAAUACUUGCUGACGAUGAAGAAACGCUUUUAGCACUUUCUCCUAUAUUGUACCAUAUGCUGGCUGAUAUACAGGAACGAAUGAUAUACCGAGCACAAACAUUUUUGCGUGACGAAGUUGGUAACUACAUCCCAUCUUCGAUGGAUAUUGAUUAUCCGAAAAAGCUCAUGUUUUGCAAUAACUUGACCAAGAAGAACUCCCUCAAUUUGUCUAGUCAAAGUGCUCUUUGGUACCCUCCGCUUGAGAAAACUUUGAAAUGUUUAAGUAGUCUAUACCGAUGUAUUGAAUCAACGACCUUUUCAGGGCUGGCACAAGAAGCUAUCAGUUUAUGCACAGAUAAUAUUAUACUUGCAAGUAAGAUAAUAUCUCGGACUUCUGGAGCAUCGGAUGGGCAGCUAUUUCUGAUUAAACAUCUUCUUAUUCUAAGGGAACAAAUUGCUCCAUUCGAUGCAGAAUACACAAUAGAAGUAAAGGAACUUGAUUUUAGCCAUAUGCGAGGUCAUAUGCAGCGUAUAUUUGCAGGAGAAUUAUCGUUGUUUGCACUGUCUCAAGACAAUGCUUUUUUUGUUCUUGCCUCUGAAGGACGACCCCACGUCCUGGAGUCUACCGUGAAUUCAAAGAAAGAACUCGAAAAAAAAUUAAAAAUUGGAUGUGAAGCCUUCAUCAUGACUGUUACAAAAUCAACUGUUGAGCCAAUGCUUCGUUUUAUCACGAAAGUAACAGCUUUUGAAUUCUCCGAAGGGGAUGGUAAAAAAUUGUCCACUUCAGCUUUUGGAUCUGAGAAAAGAGUUGCAGAAGUUAUUUGCAGUGUGAACAGCUCGCUUGAAACUUCCUUCAUUGAUAUGAUGAAUUCUCUGAAGAUUUAUAUCCGGGGAACAGAGACUCAAGCUUUACUACUCAAACCAAUCUUUUCAAAUAUAGUGGAAGCACAUGUUCAAUUCUUCAAUAUACUUCUUCAAGUGUACCCACGAGAAGUGUUAAAAGGCUAUGGUAUGCUUGAGGUUGAUGAAUUGAAUAAACUUUUUCAGGGCAUAAAGUCAUAUAACCCAAAAAUACACAAUUCACAAAAAAAUAGGACAAGGGGUAUUGACUUUCUUGACCGAACAAAACCUUUUUUAUUCCUUCGAAAGGCAUAUGGAACGGUUUGGCAAUCAAUAGAUAAGAGCAAUGGCAAAAAAAUUGCAAUUAAAAGGAUUACUGAGGCUUUUCGCAAUCAAAGAGAUGCAAAGGUGGCCAGUUAUAUGAGAAGGAUAGCGUGCUCUUCUAACAGUUUUAAAUACCAGCGUACAACUCGAGAAAUGUUCUGCUUAAAAAUUCUGGAUAAACAUAAGAAUAUUACCAAGUACGACAUUCAUUCCACUGUUUUUAAGUUGGACUUUCAAAGUUACAAAUGGAAACCUAUUUUACAUUACACGAAAAUUGAAGUGUGUAGGUCAAACCAGCUGAAAACAGUACAUAAUUACUAUGUGCUAUAUCAGAUCCUGAUCACCUUACAAUACAUUCAUAGUAAAGAUAUAAUCCAUAGAGACAUAAAGGUAGAAAGAUUCACUUCGGACUGCUUUUUAAAAAACCUCUUCAAAAAAAAGCCUAGCAAUAUAUUAAUAAACCAAGACUGUCAAAUUAAACUUGCCGAUUUCGGCCUAGCGCGUGGAAUAUUCUGUAAACAAACACAAAGAUAUGCAUGCGAUUUAACAUCGUACGUAGCAACGAGAUGGUAUCGAGCUCCUGAGAUUUUAAUGAAAUGCAAAGCAUACUCAAAAGCUGUAGAUAUCUGGUCCGUGGGUUGCAUUACUGGAGAGCUAUUUCAAAGGCGUGUUUUAUUUCCUGGAACCUCAACCGCACACCAGAUCAGAAUCAUAUUGAAAGUAAAAUGCAAUUUAAUAUCCUUGAAGUACUAUCCCUCAAUUUUUUUCCAGAAAACAACUUUGUACUCUAUGUCAUGGGAUUUGAAGAAUAUGAGUGGUGCAAUUCUCACGGAUAUGAUAUCUGGUGCUAAAUUUGAUCAUUUUUCGAAGGUAAAAAAAAGUCCUAAACUCAUGCACAAGAAACCAUUGGUAAGACUACUAAAUGGACUACUGGCAUGUGAUCCGCAAAAGAGAAUAACUGCUAGCAGUGGUCUCAGAGAUAUUAUUUUUCGUCGUUUCAUGGAUACAGCCGAAGAGAAUAAGAUCGUAGAAACAGAUUUGACACAAAAUUUCAACCGCAAAUCUAAGUCCUUCUGUCAAAAUAAAUUAUCUUUAGUUGACCUCAAGGGGAAAACAUUGCAGGAAUACAGAGAGUGCUUAUAUACCGAGAUCCUGAAAGAAAAAUAUCUCUUAAAUACUGGUAUAUACCAAAGGUUACAUGGAGGCAAUUCAAGUUUUUAA
Molecule: messenger RNA, 3813 nt
Organism: Bathycoccus prasinos
Lineage: Eukaryota; Viridiplantae; Chlorophyta; Mamiellophyceae; Mamiellales; Bathycoccaceae
Exons: 7
Coding region: 1-3813 (1270 amino acids)
Biological process (GO): protein phosphorylation; Golgi organization; intracellular protein transport
Cellular component (GO): membrane; COG complex; cis-Golgi network
Molecular function (GO): protein kinase activity; ATP binding
Source: RefSeq, a predicted model, not a curated record